Molecule: messenger RNA, 669 nt
Organism: Gordionus sp. m RMFG-2023
Lineage: Eukaryota; Metazoa; Nematomorpha; Gordioida; Chordodea; Parachordodidae
Exons: 1
Coding region: 1-669 (222 amino acids)
Biological process (GO): DNA repair
Molecular function (GO): double-stranded DNA 3'-5' DNA exonuclease activity
Source: RefSeq, a predicted model, not a curated record
AUGGUUACAACAAAGCAUGGGCGGGGUACAGCCCAAAGUACCCCGUGGGCCUCCUCAUCCGCCUACGACAAAAAGAAGGAUGGGAAACCUGGUGGAACCACUAUUCAUGAAAAUGAUACUUAUGACGGCCAUAAACGACCUGAUAAAAAGUGGAUAAACCAGUUUACGGGUGAUCGAGUUAGGGUCUCGACAUGGAAUGUUGGGAGUAUGACGGGAAGAGCGGGAGAAGUCGUCGAUGUAUUGCACAGAAGACAUAUAGAUGUGUGCUGCAUACAGGAGACUAGAUGGAAAGGAAAUGGGACCAGAAUGAUUGGCAAGACUAACGAAAAGUAUAAAUUCUUUUGGCAAGGAGGUAAUGAUGGUAAGGCUGGAGUUGGGGUAUUGGUUGCGGAGAAAUUGGUAGACAAAGUAGUCGAAGUGAGAAGGCUAGACAACCAGAUAAUGGUUAUCAAGAUGAUUUUUGGUAGAAAGCUAUAUAAUAUUAUCUCGGCAUAUGUUCCUCAGGUUGGAAGAAGUGAAGAAGAGAAAGAUAUAUUUUGGGACAGUCUAUUGGGGGUGACAUCGAGACUGGCAAAUGAAGAAGGGAUUAUCCUGGCUGGUGAUCUGAAUGGACAUGUGGGAGCAAGUAGUGAGGGUUAUGAAGGAGUACAUGGAGGGGUUACGGCAUGA